CUUAAAGAAACGUUGAUUUGUGUAAAAGUUUUCUUAAAAUUUAAUCAUUAAAUUGAUUGCCAAAUAAAAAAACAUAUUUAUUAUUAUAUGUGUUUCAAAACAAAGUCUUUCAUUUAAUUUAAUUGAAUACCUGUUAAGAGAUGUCCACAAAAAUGACAGCCAAUAACGGAGAGCAGGAAAAGCUCCUCUUAGAGCCGUACAACUAUUUGCUACAAUGCGGUGGUAAACAGAUCCGCACAAAACUCAUUCACGCAUUCAACCAUUGGUUUCAAAUACCGGACCAAAAGUUGACGAAAAUCAGUGAAAUCGUUGAGAUGUUACACAACGCGAGUCUUCUCAUCGAUGACAUCGAAGACAACUCUAUUCUUCGCCGAGGAAUACCAGUCGCGCAUAACAUCUAUGGCAUCGCUUCCACUAUUAAUUCCGCUAAUUAUGUCUACUUUUUGAGUCUCGAGAAGACCAUUAAAGAGUUACCCAAAGAAUUGGUUUCGGACGCCGUUCUCAUAUUUACGGAACAGCUCUUAGAGCUCCACAGAGGACAAGGAAUGGAUAUCUAUUGGAGGGAUUCCUUCACGUGUCCGACAGAAGAGCAGUACUUAGAUAUGAUUAGACGAAAAACUGGUGGACUUUUCGGACUGGGAGUCAAACUCAUGCAACUUUUCAGCGCCGAUAAGCGGGACUACAGUCAAGUAAUUAGCUUUUUGGGCACAUAUUUUCAAAUCAGAGACGAUUACGCUAAUCUAAAAUCACUUGAGUACGAAGAGAACAAAAGUUACUGCGAGGACUUGACUGAAGGCAAGUUUUCGUUCCCAAUCGUUCACGCGAUACACACCCACCCCAAGGACUCAACCAUCAUGAAUAUCUUACGCCAGCGAACGAAAAACGUUGAGCUGAAGAAAUACGCGGUCCAGAAGUUGGAUUCGUUCGGAUCUUUUGAUUACACGUUGAAAACGUUGGAAGAGAUCGGAGCGAAGACACGCCUGGAAUUGGAAUCGCUGGGAGGGAAUCCACAUCUUUCACAACUCUUAGACUAUCUUAAAAUCAUUUGAAUCGCACAUCCAAUACAUUGAAUACUGUUUUUUUAUUAUUAAAUUAUUUUUUGGACAAAUAUUUUUUAUACAUUUAAUUCGAGAUGUGUUUUAAUAAAUUUGUUUUGUGAUUGACAUCAAAGAAAUAAAACUACAAAACUAUUUGUUGAUAAAUUACAAGUAA
Molecule: messenger RNA, 1212 nt
Organism: Medioppia subpectinata
Lineage: Eukaryota; Metazoa; Arthropoda; Arachnida; Sarcoptiformes; Oppiidae
Source: the annotation of a GenBank genome assembly